AUGGAUCUAAAUAAUAAUACAGCUCAAUUAAAUAAUGGCUUUAAAAGGUUUUUAAUGCCAGAAUAUUCGAUUCCUGUCACCUUUGGCCUUUUGGGCUUAAGCUCCUUUAAGUUUUUUAAAUGCAUGAAGUAUAUGUAUAUAAUUAAUCAUAUGAAGAGAAAACUAAGUAAAGCCCUUCCAGUAAAAUUAUUGGCUAAAGAAUCUCCUAAUUACUCUCUUGCUUACGCUUCUGGUAAGAUUUAAUAUGAUCCUAACAUAUCAGUGAUUGAUUACCACUUUGGUGUAAAACCUGUUGAUGAUGAAUCUAUUGGGAUAUAUAGAAAGGUAGAUGUUUAUAACUAAACAAAUAUUUAAGGUAAUACCCAGUUUGUAAACUAUGAGGAAAGAUCUUUUUUUGCUUCUGUUAAAGAUUACAACAAUGUUUAUAUUUCAAACUAAGUUUUUACUAAAGGCUAGAUAAGCUUAGAAGAUCAUAAAAUUGCUGAUUCACUAAUCAAAGAAUAUGCAAGGGAAAAUAUGAAGCAAAUUUCUAUAGAGGAAGAAGAAAUUAGGAAUUAUGUUGAAUAAAAUUUUAAGCUUAAAGAGGAGGAAGAAGAAAAAGAAAAGGAAGAAGCUGAUUUACUCAUAAAAGGUGGAAUUCACAACGAAGAAUCUCAUCCUUUAAGGUAGCUAAACAAAAGAUAGUUAAUAUUCAAAGAUAAUUAUAUUUAUUUUCAAAAGACGCCUGAUUAGCUUUCUUAAGGUGAUGUAAGGAUAUCAUUUUAUGAGAUUGGUAAGGUUGAUACUUUAACUAUCCUCGCUGGCAAAAAAGAAGAUUAAUUAUAAGCUAUUUCUUUUACGUUUAACGGGUUCGAUCACUUUGCAAGAAGAAUUUUAUUAGGAAAAACGGCUAAGAAUGUUUGGCCUGUGAAAAUAAAAUAUAUAUGUGAAGGAAUUAUUCCCUUUUAAGAUCUACUUUCAAGUAUCAAUUAUUAAGUUUAGAGAGAUGAUAGAUUCUUCAAAUUAUUUUAUUUUGUUAUAAUUUAUUUGCUAUACAACUAUUUGGAAUCAGAAAUAGCUCUCCUUCCUGAAAAUCAUUCUUACAAAUUGGUUUAGCAAUACCAAACUAUCAAAUAAGUGAUUGAUUUCGAAUUACUAAGAAAAAUAUUUUCGUUUGAUGAUGCUCUUAAUAAUUUUGCAGACGAUUCUAAAAUGUUAGCAGCUUUGCAUUAUGCCUUCACUGCUUUAUUUAUUCGUCUUGGAAUGGUAUUAUUUGGCGCUAUAGCUUAUUUUAACUUUCAUUCACGCUAUAAAGAAAUUACUUAAUAAAAAUAGCUAAAAAAUCAACAACAUAAUGAGUAAAAUAAUAUAAAUGUUUGA
Tetrahymena thermophila SB210 is the source of this 1359-nucleotide messenger RNA. Its product is annotated as transmembrane protein. Lineage: Eukaryota; Ciliophora; Oligohymenophorea; Hymenostomatida; Tetrahymenidae. The record is from RefSeq and is a predicted model, not a curated record. The transcript has a single exon.